AUGUCUGCACCAUUUUUCGAUACAUUACCUGUUGAAAUUCUUUACCGCCUAUUUGAUAAUCUCGACGCUCAAACUAUUCUUAUAUCACUUCGUUAUGUUUGCAAACGCUUUUAUUUAACAACAAAUACAUAUAAUCGAUAUAAUUUUAAUUUUAAAUCAAUAGCUAAACCUUAUUUUCAUCUCAUCUGUCAAAUUAUACCAUCGGAAAAUGUCAUUUCACUUACGCUAUCGGACGAAGAUAAAACACGCGGUCAAAUUCAAUUAUUUUUGGCAUUAUUUCAUAUUGAACAAUUUACUAGACUUCAAUCACUAACUCUUCUUGAAAUUAGCGAAACUUAUCUAAAUAUAUUUUCAAAAUAUAUUAUUUCUUCGUCAUUAAAAUCUGUUGCGAUUAGUACACAGAUUGUAAAUAAUCGUGAAAAAAUAACUUCAUCUCUCCUAUCAUCGGCUAUUGGACAUCAUAGUAUUCAAAAUCUUGAUUUGAGUAUAUGGGCUAAAGAUUGGAGAAAUCUACAAUGGCCUAUCAAUUGUACAUUGAAAUAUCUUCGAUUCGUAAACACUAUAACAAUAAAACAAUUUCGUCUUAUUCUUCGGCAGUUUUCUAAUUUACGAACUCUUACUUUAAAACAAAUUGAUGCAUCCGAUAAUGAAAAUUAUUCCCAUGAUAUAUCAUGUUCACAAUUGUCAUCGCUGAUAUUCGAAGAUGGUUUUAUAGAAGUAAAAAUACUUGAAAAAUGUAUUUCAUUAACACCUUCAUUAACUUACUUGCGAUUAAGUGGUACUGGAUCCUUAUUUAAUUCAUCAUUCGAUGGUUUUCAAUGGGAAAACUUAAUUCAAACAAAACUAAAUUGUUUGGAAAAGUUUGAAUUUUUCCUUCAUAUUCUAACGCCUAGUAAUUAUCGUUCUCGUAAUAUAGAAAUUCUUGUCAACUCAUUUCGAACAUCAUUUUGGAUCAAUCGUAUGAAUUGCGCUAUAACUUGUGAUUAUAUUACUAAUUCACAUAAAAUUAUAUUAUAUACUCUACCCAUAUGUACAACUCGUUUUAUGUACCUUGUUGAUUUUAAGAAGAUUUCCUCAUCAAAUUUUACAAGACAAAUCAAUCAACAAGAUAUGGAUCAUGUACAGAAAUUACAAAUACAAUUAACCAAAGAUAUAAAUUUCAUAUCAAAAGAAAAAAAUGAAUCAUCUAAUCCUGUUUUAUUUCGUAAUGUUACAAAUCUUACAAUUGAAAACAACGGCGAAUGGCCACAAGCUUCAUUACAAUUUCUUUCGACGAUUUGUGAUCUCGCGCGUAUGACAAAACUAUCGUUAUCUGUUAAUUUUACUCCUGAAAAUAUGUCAAACACUGUUACAAAUAUAAGUCUAUUAUUUGAAAAAACCCUCAAUCUUCGUUCAUUAUUAUUAUUCGAUUAUUGGGCUGCAGAUAAUUGUAUGAAACGUAUGAAAACAAUAUGUUCAAUCAUAUCUCCUAAUAUCAAACAUUUGAAAAUUCGUGUGAAAAAUAUCGAUGAUAUUAAAUAUAUUCUUGAACAUCUUGAACAUUUAACAAGUGUAACUUUUGAAUAUGCACAAAUCUUAACAAUAAAUCGUGAAGAUUUUAUUGAAUUUUUAGCAACGUUAACAAGAAUUUCAUCACUAUGGGAUAGUCAAUAUGCUUUAUAUGUCUGGCUUGGAAAUAAGAAAAACAUUUUCUAG
Messenger RNA from Rotaria socialis, 1695 nucleotides. The record is from the annotation of a GenBank genome assembly. Lineage: Eukaryota; Metazoa; Rotifera; Eurotatoria; Philodinida; Philodinidae.